This is a messenger RNA of Penicillium olsonii, 2448 nucleotides long. The record is from the annotation of a GenBank genome assembly. NCBI's taxonomy places the organism in Eukaryota, Fungi, Ascomycota, Eurotiomycetes, Eurotiales, Aspergillaceae.
AUGACGUCCCCGGGAUCUCGUAAGAGAGUGAAGCCCACCCUCUCCGGCGUGGACACACCAGUCACACCCGACGGUCGAGACCGAUCGGACUCCCAAAGUCGAGGGCACAACGCAAAUGGGUACCCUGGCAUAUGGUCGUCCGCCGCAAGACUCCCUAAAGCAGCCCCAGUUACCGAGGUUGCCCGUGAGAGCAUCUCAGCCGCCAGAUCUGUAGCUUCGGCUGCCAUGGAUUCAUCAGCCUCCUUACUUGAAACCCCCACAAAGCCCCGAAACCCUUCUCUACAACUCACACGCAAGGCAGGGGCAUCGACUAGGUCCCUGCCCGCCGGAGCUGCCACAACCCGAGUCAACAUUGCAUCAGAUGGUUCAGCUUCCACCACAGCCCCCGACGAUAACGGUGAUCCCGCUGCCAGCAAAGCUGUGACAUCAGAUAAAGAUACUGCGGAGGAUAUCGAUCCUAAGCCUGUAGAGGGAACGGUCAAGGAACAGGAGACUGCACCCACCCCCGAUCCGAGUCCGAAGCCCGCGGCACCUGCAGAGGGAGCAGAGCAAUCCAGUGGCUGGUUCUCGUGGUUUUAUGGAACGUCUGGUACAAAUCAGGCUGCUGCGAAACCCCCAGAGUCCACAGAAACAACGGAGGGUCCGUCGGUCGAGCCAAGCACAGAGCAGGUUGCUCAGUCCCCUGUGAAAGAGGUACUUGAGGAAACGGAAACAGCAGCGGAACAAAGUCAAAGCAAAGAUACGGUUGAAAUUACACCCACGACACACAAACGAUCCUGGCUUCAGAUGUGGUAUGGUACAACCACACCGAAUAACCAAGAACCAUCGACAACUUCCACGGUUGUUGCUCCUGUGGUUGACAAUACCACAGAAGAGUCCAGAGCUAACAUGCCCCCAAAGGAUCCAACAAAGGACCCAAGAGAACCAAACGGUGGCUCGCAGACCCCCGUCACACACACGAGAUCAUCUGGCUGGUCGUUUUGGUCCAAAGACACAAAUAAAGAUGCGCCCUUGGAUACGCCGCAAAAAGGAGAAGCAGUUGAGGCUUCAAUGGAACAAGAUCAGCCAGCAAAUACCAACGCACUUGAGCCAGAAACAGAUGCAAACGUGAAGAUAACCCACACGGGUAGCGUCAAAAUCAAGCCGCCGAAAGACAACCAAUCCAAGGAUGGAUCUUUGUCUAUUGCCGAUGCGCCACCCGCUGAGCCUCGACUGGCCGAUACCGCUGCCUCGAAGCAGCUGCAGAAAAUCCUUCCGAAUCAGGUCUUGCCUAUUUUCCAGGAGACAUACGCCUUCGAGGAACCACCCUCGAUCUUACAGAGCCUUGGUAGGCUCCUGCAUUACAGUAAAGGCGAAGAAGUCCGACACGUCAGCAGACUCCGAGAACCGUUACACGUUAAACGUGCCUUGGCGAUCGGCGUGCAUGGCUACUUCCCAGCACCUUUCAUCCGAAGCGUACUCGGGCAGCCCACCGGGACCUCACUUCGGUUCUCCAGUAUGGCGGCAGAUGCCAUUCGGAAGUACACAGAGAGUCACGGCUACACAUGUGAGAUCGAGAAGAUCGCUCUUGAAGGAGAAGGCCGCAUCACGGAGCGAGUGGAUCUUCUAUGGAAACUCCUUCUCAAUUGGAUGGAAGAGAUAAGAAAAGCGGACUUUGUCAUGAUCGCAUGCCACAGUCAGGGUGUUCCGGUGGCCAUCAUGCUAGUGGCAAAGCUGGUACAGUUUGGUUGUCUUGAUGGCAAACGAGUUGGUAUCUGUGCCAUGGCUGGCGUGAAUCUCGGUCCCUUCCAUGACUAUCGUUCUCGGUGGAUCAGCGGAUCUGCCGGCGAACUUUUUGAAUUUGCUCUUCCAUUCAGCAAGGUAUCGAAGGCUUAUGAAGCUGCUCUGAAGUGUGCACUAGACUUUGGUGUGCGCAUCUCUUACAUCGGAAGCAUUGAUGAUCAACUCGUUUCUCUGGAGUCAUCUCUGUUCUCCCCCGUAGCACACCCAUACGUCUACCGUGCCGUUUUCGUGGAUGGUCGAGUGCACGCUCCCAGUUUCCUAUCUCAUCUCGUCGGCUUUGCUCUGAAGCUCCGCAACCUAGGAGUCCCAGACCACGGCCUGAUACGUGAACUCAGCACCCCUCUCGCAGGUAGCUUAUACACCGGCGAAGGACAUUCUCGACUGUACGAUGACGAGAGUGUCUAUGCGAUGGCCAUUGAGUUCGCGUUAGAGACCUCUUCCGUUCCAGAUUCGACUCUCAGCAUCAAGCGAGCCACCAGCUCUGUGACGCCCAACCCGUACAUUCUACCUUUUGCAAUGCGCGGUCUGCUGGAGGAGGAGUACGUACGGCGCGAGAUGCACGAUGAGACGAUGGAGUUGCUGAAGCAGUUUGAUGACUGGAAGCCUUCUAGCAAGGUUUUGAAAGAUGUCAAGUUCCGGUUGGAGGGAAUUCGGUCCAAGCUAUAG